This is a messenger RNA of Rhea pennata, 1405 nucleotides long. It is a transcript of the gene MIOX, whose product is annotated as myo-inositol oxygenase. The coding region runs from base 151 to 1278 and encodes 375 amino acids. The transcript has 10 exons. Gene Ontology annotation, biological process: inositol catabolic process. The record is from RefSeq and is a predicted model, not a curated record. Lineage: Eukaryota; Metazoa; Chordata; Aves; Rheiformes; Rheidae. Gene Ontology annotation, molecular function: iron ion binding; inositol oxygenase activity. Gene Ontology annotation, cellular component: cytoplasm.
CGCGGCACCGGCCCCGGGCUGCCCCGGGGCGGCCACGGCCAGCAGGGCUGGCAACGGGCUACCAGCGCUGGCCACGGCCAUCGGUGCCGGCCACGGCUGCGGGCGACGCUGCAGCUGCUGGAGGGGCUGGUGGUGCCGGCGGCAGCACCGAUGCAGGUGCCAGCGCAGGCGCAGGUGCUGGAGCGGGUGCCGGAGUGGGUGCCGGUGCCGUUGCAGUUGCUGGUGCUGGAGCGGGUGCCGGCGCCAGAGCGGGUGCCGGAGCGGGUGCUGGUGCCGUUGCAGUUGCUGGUGCCGGAGCGGGUGCCGGAGCGGGUGCCAUUGCAGUUGCUGGUGCCGGAGCCGGUGCUGGUGCCAGAGCGGGUGCCAGAGCAGGUGCUGGAGCUGGAGCGGGUGCCGGAGCUGGUGCUGGUGCUGGAGCUGGAGCGGGUGCCGGAGGGGGCGCCGGAGCAGGGAGCCGACUGCCAUGGGGCGCGGCGGCCGGAGCCGGGGGCCGCGUCCGGGUACCGGAACUAUACGCAGGGGCAGCUGCUGGACCGGGUCUACGGCACCUACCUGCUGAUGCACACGCACCAGACCGUCGACUUCGUCCGGCAGAAGCACGCCGAGUACGGGCCCUGCUCCCUCCGCAAAAUGAGCAUCAUGGAGGCCUUGGACCUGCUGGACAACCUGGUGGACGAGUCCGACCCCGACGUGGACUUCCCCAACUCCUUCCACGCGUACCAGACGGCCGAGGGCAUCCGCCGGGCGCACCCGGACAGAGACUGGUUCCACCUCGUGGGGCUGCUGCACGACCUGGGGAAGGUCCUGGCGCUCUUCGGCGAGCCGCAGUGGGCCGUCGUGGGGGACACCUUCCCCGUGGGCUGCAAGGUGCAGCCCUCCGUGGUCUUCAGGGACUCCACCUUCCACGCCAACCCCGACACCAGGGACCCCCUGUACAGCACCGAGUUCGGCAUGUACCAGCCUCGCUGCGGCCUGGAGAAGGUGCUCAUGUCCUGGGGCCACGACGAGUACAUGUACAAAGUCAUGAAAUUCAACAACUUCUCCCUGCCCAAGGAGGCUUUCUACAUGAUUCGCUUCCACUCCUUCUACCCCUGGCACACGCACGGUGACUACAUGCACCUCUGCAACGACGAGGAUCUCCGCCUGCUGCCGUGGGUCAGGGAGCUCAACAAGUUCGACCUCUACACCAAGCAGGAAGAGCUGCCCGACGUGCAGCACCUCCGGAGCUACUACCAGGCGCUCAUCGACAAGUACUGCCCCGGGCAGCUGUGCUGGUGAGCCCUGCGCAGCCCCCGCCAGGGCCCAGCACUGCCGCCCGUCCCGCUCACCCCACACGCGGCCCCGGCCCCCGAGAGCACCCACAGCCCAGCGGGGCGCCAGGGCUAUCGAAUAAACCUGUUUGUCA